CCAGAUGGGCUAGUCACUAAUAUUGAGGUUUUAUGUGAUACCAAUUGCAUUGAAGAGGUUUUUGAUUUGCUACAAGCCCAUACUAAUGAUAUUCUUAUAUAUAAUACCGAUUUGAGUAAUCGAAAUUUUAUUGGAAUAAUAACUGAUAAUAUAAAUAAUCUAACAACUCAAGUUCCUAAGCGAUGGAUAUCUACUGUAUCAAGUGAAAUUAAUGGAUUAACAAAAGAGAACCAAGUAAUUGCUCAGCAGCAUUUGAAUCAAUGCAAUUCUUAUGCUAAUAAUAAUUGUAGAUCUAGAGAUAUGAGUGUUGUGAUUAAUAAUACUAUUCAAGAUGAGAAUACUUUGAAUAAUGAAUCGAAUUCUUUAAAUGAAGCAAAAUCUGAUAUUAAUGAAGUAAAAAAAGAAAAAGUUCAAAUAUUAGUAUUGAAAAUUCUUUAA
Messenger RNA from Racocetra fulgida, 438 nucleotides. Lineage: Eukaryota; Fungi; Glomeromycota; Glomeromycetes; Diversisporales; Gigasporaceae. The record is from the annotation of a GenBank genome assembly.